Iphiclides podalirius (scarce swallowtail) is the source of this 2193-nucleotide messenger RNA. Lineage: Eukaryota; Metazoa; Arthropoda; Insecta; Lepidoptera; Papilionidae. The record is from the annotation of a GenBank genome assembly.
AUGCAACCGACCAAGAUUUAUUACAAUCUUCCCAUAGAAAACAUUGCCCCCUUACUUCAGGGUGAUGACUCCGUGCCCCAGUUGUCAAUGUAUUGGCUUCGGCACCGGUUUGUUGAUGCUGAAGCCUCUGAUUUAGAGUACAAUAAAAGUAAACCGCAAGACUGUUUUGAUGAUCUUCAAAACACUUUACCCUCUCAUGGGGGGCUCCUAGGAAACGAUGAUGUUUUGGCGCAGUUUUUGUCGGCAGACGGACCAUUGGAAGAACCAGAUUUGAAUGGACCCACUACUUUGCAUUGUGAAAUAUGUAGUAAAAAGUUUGAUAAUGCUAAAAAGUAUUAUGGCCAUUUAAGAGUUCAUUCAAAAGAAAAUCUUUGGAUAUGUGAUAAAUGCCCUGAUCAGAAGUUUUCUACUAAGCAGCAACUGAUGAAACAUGGGUUAACACAUAAACCUCUGGCUUGGGUUUGGAAAUGUCCCCAGUGCACCAUGGCUUUUGAAGCACUAUGGAGGUUGCAGCAGCAUCUCUUUGCAAAGCAUUUGGAUUAUAGACCUCAUAAAUGUGAUCAGUGCGAAAAAGCCUUUUACAAGUCCUCCGAUUUGAAAAAACAUAAGUAUAUACACAAUGAUGUAAGAAAGUAUCCAUGUCCUACCUGUGCCAUGCAGUUUAGAGAUAAAUCAAACCUUAAGCGCCACAUAUUAACACAUACAAAUGAGAAACCAUUCUGCUGUGCUGGUUGCGGAAAUAGGUUUAAACAGCUGGCGUCUAUGAAAAGGCACAGACAAAACUGCGCAUUGAACAAUAAGUAUCAAAAUGAAAUUGUUGAUAAAACAGUUCGAAAAAAUCACUGUAGAGUUUGCGGUAUGACAUUUCAAUUUAAAAGCGCUUUGUUGGAGCAUUGUGUCAGACAACACACCAACCCAACUAAGGAUGCCAGCAAAGAGGAGAAGGUGAAUCCUAUAAGCGCAGACACAAACCGUACAGUGGACAACAUCGUGGACGACAUUUUGUCCGCCGAGGACGAUUACAUGACUAUACGAGGCCAGCGGGACAUGCAGUUCAGCUCGGAACAGGCGAGCGACGACUACCUGAUGCAGAUGCAGGUCGAGUUCCUCAAGGAGAUGAACCAGCUGCACUCGUUGGACGACGAGCUGCUGUACCACGACAUCGACCUGGACGGGAUCCAGAGCGGCCAGGUGUUCGGUGCCACAAGUAGCGGCUACCAGGACGACAGGGCCGCGGAGAUACUGUUCGACUUCGCCGACGGCGGCAGGAGCAUCGACCAGGAGAUCAUGAACGCGCUCUGCCAGGCGAAGGGCGACGGCCUGCCGGACGAGCUCCUCGGCGCGGACAUCGGCUUCGGCUGCAGCGAGCCGCCGGUGUCGGUGAACGAGUGCGACACGAUCUUCGAGAGCGACGUGGACCUUGAGGCGAGCGCGAACCUCGCCGCCAACCUGAACCAGCUGAUCGGCGAGAACAGCGUGCAGUACAUAUCGACCGAGGACGACGACACGUUCAUAAUAAGCCUCAACAGCGAGAUCGACGCGGAACAGCUGACGGACAUGCUGAACAUCGGGGCGGAGGGAGAGGCGCCCGAAUUGACGGUGAAUGGAGACGCGGGGGCGGUGAAAAUGGAGCCGCCGAACGACUGCGUCCAACCGAUAGUGGUGAAGAUAAGCGAGCUGAAACAGGGCGCCGAUGCCGCGAAGAGCGUGAAGGCGAGGGGGAAGAAGAAAGUGAUAUACGUCUGUCGCACUUGUAACAAGGUGUUCAAGAAGAAGGACAAUUAUCGCUCGCAUAUGGCGACGCACGAGCCGUCGCUGCGCAAGCACGCCUGCGCCGUGUGCGGCGCCCGCUUCGGCUACCGCUCCACGCUGAACAAGCACCGCGCGAGGGCCCACGAGCCGAGGGUGCUGCCGGAGCACAAGUGCCGCCUCUGCGACGCCUCCUACAGCGCCGCUUGGAUGCUAAAGAACCACAUCAAGCGCGAUCACGAGAAGCUGACGCCGUACGAAUGCGACAACAAAAACUGCGGCAGGAAGUUUUACAAGAAGACGGAUCUCGAUGUACAUAAAAGGUACCACACCGGCGAGCGUCCGUACGUCUGCUCGAUUUGCAACAGUUCGUUCCCGCACGUGUCCCAUCUCAAACGACACGAGCGCGCCGUCCACUGCACCGACAAGGCCAACAAGAACCGU